AUGUUAGCAACAACAGCACCAAACUCUUUAGUCAUGAACCCAACUUCAAUGUUAGUAGAAAUGAAAAGCUUCAUUCCUUCUUCAUAUACUUUCGAAACAGAAAUCCAGAAGAUAAAGCAGGAACUUCUCCAAGGAGAUUUAGACUGCACUGCAAAAGAUGAAACAAAUGAACAGUAUCUUUAUGAAAUGCAGGACCUGGUGGAACAUCUACCUAAACUUCCUGAAAUACAACAACAAAAGCUCACUAUUCAAGAAUUCGAUGAAAUAGAAGUCAAAGCAACCGACUCAGUUGAAAUUAAGAAGUUCAUACGUAAUGUAAACUAUGAGUUUCUUGGAUUUCAUUGCAACCACAAAGACUGCGAUAUGGUAUAUUUCAUGGACAUAUAUAAAUCUGAGGAGUUUAAGACCUACGACAACUUUGUUUCGUUAGUUGCUGAGUGUGUCUUGCAGAUAAGAGGUGAGGAUAGAAGAGGUAAGGUAUGGAACCAACAAAUAAAACCAGCAGCCUUUGAGUUAAAGAAAACCAUUUACGCCUUGGUCAUACUUGCAGGUAAGGUUUCAGAAUAUAACGCUAAAAUGAACCCACAAUGUUCAAAAUGUAAAGCAGCAACAAGGAAAUAUAACUACUCCGUCAAAGAGAUAGAACGUAUGAGAAAAGACUAUGCUGACUUAAAGAAAGAAGUAGAGAAACCAGCAGAAGAUAAAAUGGACAUGUUGACAUUUCUGAACAAAAACUAUCCAACAGCUGACGAUUUCCUUCUAUCUGACGUCAAGAAGAAAUAUAAAGAAACAUUCGGCAUUGUUAAAAAAUUCGAUGUACUAAAAGAAGAAAUAGAAGCCACAAAACUGUUUAAAGUCAUGAACCAUCACAACAUAUACCAUGUAAAACGCUUGUGA
Molecule: messenger RNA, 897 nt
Organism: Trichomonas vaginalis G3
Lineage: Eukaryota; Parabasalia; Trichomonadida; Trichomonadidae
Product: organellar and viral DNA polymerase type B
Exons: 1
Coding region: 1-897 (298 amino acids)
Source: RefSeq, a predicted model, not a curated record